AUGCUCACGAGCGACCUCCAGUUCUCGCGACAUCUACACCGAAACACGGCUCUCGUCAUUGUUGACGUGCAAAACGACUUUAUCGAGGGAUCGCUCAAUAACAGCCGGGCCCCUGCAAUCCUGCCCCAACUUUACAAGCUUCUGGAUGAACAUGAAUGGCCACUGAUUAUCGCCUCCCAAGAUUGGCAUCCUAUUGGACAUGUGAGCUUUGCGUCCUCCCAUGAGGGCGCAAAGCCGGGCGAUAAGUCCCUGCAGCCAUUCGUCACUGAACCGACGCGGGAUUUCCAAAACCAAAGUUUGAGCAAAGACCACUGUGUCCCGGGCACCUGGGGCGCUGAGAUUGAACCAGGCGUUCAGACAAGGCUGCAUACGCUCGAAGGGUACUUCACCAGCGUCAACUAUAUCAAGAAGGCACAGAACCACACGGUUGACUCGUACAGCGCCUUUGCCGAUAACCAACACUAUCGGUUCACCACACUGAACGACGAGUUACGAGCUCACAAAAUCGACAACAUCGUUCUCGGCGGACUAGUGACCAAUGCCUGCGUGCGUGGGACCUCGAUGGACGGCAUCAAGUUGGGUUACAAUCUCACCCUCCUCUCGGACGCCACCGAGUCAACGACACAGGACGUGAAAGAUCGUGCGCUUGCGGAGCUCGACGCCUUCGGGGUCUACAUCAUGACCACGGCGGAAUGGGAAGCGCAGAACAAGGUGUAA
Cladophialophora yegresii CBS 114405 is the source of this 717-nucleotide messenger RNA. RefSeq lists its product as uncharacterized. The record is from RefSeq and is a predicted model, not a curated record. Lineage: Eukaryota; Fungi; Ascomycota; Eurotiomycetes; Chaetothyriales; Herpotrichiellaceae. Bases 1 to 717 code for a protein of 238 amino acids. The transcript is spliced from 3 exons.